AUGCCAGCCAGAAGGAGUACUGAUAGUAGCAGCGCAGGAGGCAUGAGGAGCAGCACCAGUCCCAGGUCCGAUGACAAUGAUGAGGAAUAUAAAAAGAAACGAAAAAGAAAUAAUGAUGCCGUCAAACGCACCCGUGAAAAAUCCAAACAAAAUGCCCAAAAACGCAAAGACAAUGUGGAGAAAUUAAAAAUCAGCAACACCCAAUUGGAAACCAAAAUUGAGGAAAUGAAAAAGAAUGUCAAUAUGCUGAAAGAGAUUUUACUACACAAUGUGGAGCCGGAAAAGCACAAGGAAAUUGUUCAGAAAAUUUUAGAAGAACCAUCAGAUGAUGAUCAAGAUGUUUAG
This is a messenger RNA of Musca vetustissima, 345 nucleotides long. It is a transcript of the gene Irbp18, whose product is annotated as CCAAT/enhancer-binding protein homolog 2. The transcript is spliced from 2 exons. NCBI's taxonomy places the organism in Eukaryota, Metazoa, Arthropoda, Insecta, Diptera, Muscidae. Gene Ontology annotation, biological process: regulation of transcription by RNA polymerase II; DNA-templated transcription. Gene Ontology annotation, molecular function: DNA-binding transcription factor activity, RNA polymerase II-specific; RNA polymerase II cis-regulatory region sequence-specific DNA binding. The record is from RefSeq and is a predicted model, not a curated record. Bases 1 to 345 code for a protein of 114 amino acids.